Molecule: messenger RNA, 3417 nt
Organism: Bombus pascuorum
Lineage: Eukaryota; Metazoa; Arthropoda; Insecta; Hymenoptera; Apidae
Gene: RYBP
Product: YY1-associated factor 2
Exons: 4
Coding region: 749-1264 (171 amino acids)
Biological process (GO): positive regulation of DNA-templated transcription
Cellular component (GO): nucleus
Molecular function (GO): DNA binding; transcription coregulator activity
Source: RefSeq, a predicted model, not a curated record
UUCGACCUAUAGAGGAGCAGCGCUGUAGAUUGUUUGUCAAUAUCUUCGAGUUAGUUGAUUUUUACCAAGUUUUAUGUGUAAAGCAACCGUUUUACAAUAACACAAAACAUAAAAAAGAUGUCCUGACUGUAAAUGUGUCAGAGUGUCUAGUGUAUGUGUAUAAGACAUAUUGAUAAUACUGACAAGGAGAACAUCGUAUAUGUGGAAUAAUGCUACUUUUAUAUGCAAGUGAAGAAUUCCAUCUGUUUCAUUAGAGAAAAGAAUGUUUGGAACCUUUAUACCAUAAAUGGUAUUUGAACUUUUCACAAUUAAGGUUUUAUUAUUUAUACAUUACCCCAUGGAUAUUUAAUAUAAGUUUUUGAAGUGGAAAAGCAAGCAUUUGUAAUACAAUAACAAAAAACGACGGAUAACCGUUACUGUACAAAAAGUUCCAUAAAUUGGUACUUUUAAUCGAUAUACUUUAAAACAUGUACAUCAGAAUGUCACAACAAACAGAUAUGUAUGGCUUAUAUAGCAAAGAUGAAUACAUCCGACAAUUGUGUAUCUUGUUUAGUUGAUGCACAAAAUAUCUUAGGCAAUUGUCCAUUUUCUUUAUUGCAUAUCUUUAUUCCUGCUCUUUUAGAGCAUUCUCAUUGUCAUAAAGUAUACAGUGUUCACAAAAUCACUUUUAAUGAGGCUGAAAGCACGUACAGGAAGGCUAACUCUCUUUUGAGAAGGUACAGUGUUUUACAACUGACUUUCAUGAACAAUGAACCAUUCGGGAAGUGGAAAACGUCAGGCGAAGGUUUUGGAAGAAAACUAUUGGGACUGCAGUGUUUGCACAUAUAGAAAUACAGCAGAAGCAUUUAAGUGCCUCAUGUGUGACGUCCGUAAAGGAACUUCUACGCGGAAACCCCGUAUUAAUCCCCAACUUGUGGCACAACAGGUUGCACAGCAACAAUAUGUACCACUUUUGAAACCUGGAAAGAAGGAAGGUGGAAGUGGGGGUAGUACAACUAGUAGCGGUAAAGAAAAAGAUCGUAAAUUGGACAAACCAAGGCGUAAAAAUAGGCAUCCACCUCGUCUAAAAAAUAUAGAUCGUAGUACGGCUCAGACCAAUGAAGUGACAGUGAACAAUGUUACUGUCGUUAUUACUGAAUAUAAGCCCAAAGUGAAAAAAAGUUCAGAUCAAUCUGGUUUGUCUAGCAGUGCUUCUUCUGAAAAUGGAAGUCAGCAUGAUUCUAAUCAAGACUCCAGAAGUCUGGAUAUAGGAACAGAUGCUUAGUUCAGUGCUGUAACACAUAUGUGUUACGUAACAUUCAAUGAGGUCAGAUGUUUUAUGCUAUCAGUGGAAUCAUUAAAUUAUGUCUUCAGUAUAACGUAAGAAAUAUGUUGUAUAUUGUUGCUACAUACUGACAUAAAAAAAAUUGUUUCAUAACAGUAAUCUUGACAUCUAAAAGCAACAACAAAAGUUAGUUAAUUUUAUUUAUUUCAUAGAUUGAUAAUAUUCUAAAUUGAUCUUUAAUAUUUAAUUACAUAUUUUAGAUAAUUUUAUUUGUGCAACUUCGGAUAUUACGUAUUACUCUAUUUAUAUAAUAUCAAUUGUAACAAAUGCAUUAUAUGCCUUAAUAUGGCAAAUGGAAUUUGAUACACCUAUUGUUGACAUAACAAUGUCCACAUGACUUUCAUUGAAUCUAUGACGCCACUGCCAGAAAGCAUGUUGUAAGAUUAUUGUUAAUUAGAAUAUUUUGACUCAUUUAUGUAUAAUAUGAAGUAUUUAUCUUGUUUAUUUAAUAAUUGCUGUGACGAAGAACUAAGAAACUGGCAUUGGUACGUAUAUACCUUUAUCCCAUUCCAAAUUCGAUCUGUUCCAAGCUUUACACUUUAAUAGCAGUUAAUUUCACUAACACAGAAAUUUUUGAUUUAUAUACAUAAAUUAUUAUGUGUAUGUAUGUAUAUAUAUAUAUAUAUAUAUAUAUAUAUACAUAAAAAAAUAUGCAAUUAAAUUACAUAACAUACUACAAAUAUAAUUAUAAAUUGAAAUAGGUAUUACAUGGUUUGAUAUAUAUUUUAGAUAAUAUCUGAAUUUGUAACAAAGAAUUUUAUUAAUUUUGGUUGCUCACUAUUCUCGUUAUGAAACACGACAAAUGUAACUUUUAUGUACUUCUUAUAUUGCCUCCAUACUUUAGUAGUAUUAGGAUAUAUAGAUUCAAUAUAAUAUUACUCGAAAAUAUUUGACCAAUUUACUAAAUAUUAAUUUCUUUAUGUAGUAAAAUCACAAAUAUUGGAACAAUAUUACAAAAGACUAUCGUUUUUCUAUUACUGGUACUACAGCAGAGCAUAAAAGCUGCAAAGCUAGCUCAUAUUAGUAACUGCCCAAUCACUUGUAACUGUGAUUUAUAGUUCUUUUUAUAUUUAUUUUUACAUAUUUUACGUUACCAGAUAAGAAAUAGCAUUAUCGAAUUGACUCAUACAAAAUUUAUUGUGACUAUAAGGACCAUAAACAAUAUGAUUAUUUCAUAUGUAAUGGAAAGAUAUUAACAUGCUAUACAACCAAUUCUUUUUAAAUCCAUGUAAAAUAUUUGUAUGCUAGUUAGACUGAACUAUAAAAUGUAAUUUGUCAUUAAAGUUAAUAUUCUUUAUCAUAAACAUGAAAGUAUGAGUAAACAUGAAAUACUUUUACAAACAUUUAUACAUAUUCAGGUACCAAAAAAUUAUAUAAUCAUGCAAUGUUUUAAAGAGUUUAUAACAUAGAAAAAUGAAAUUGUAGUGGCUAUUUCUCAAUUGUUUUCCAUAAAUGUCAUCAAUUUUAUAAACUUUACAAGAUGAAUGUAAAAUUUGCGUUUAAUAUUUAUAAAUUAAAUGUAUUUGUAAAUCAUUUUAAUUUACUUCAGAUAAAAAAUUAAAAAUAUUUUUAAUCACAUUAUCAUCGUGAAGAUAAUGUAUUUUUAAUCCUUUUACAAUUACAGCACAUGCUUUAUACUUUAUAAUGUACAACUUCAAAGUCCAUAUUUCCAACUACUGGAAUCGUUCAUUGAUUUAAAAAUCGAUAUUUUUUAAUAGUUUAGUAAAUAUUAUGAUAUUUCUAUAUUGGAUCAAUUCAAAUCAAAAAUUUGUACCAAUUGUCUUCAAUGUGUAAAAAUAUGUUAAAAUAAAAUUGGAUUUGUGUGUGUUGUAAAUUAUUAGAACAGAAUUACAUACUAUGUUGUACAGAUUGUAAAACUUUCGAAAAAUACUGUUGAAAUUAACAAUAUAUUAUUACGAAGAAAAAAUAAAUUACACGUUUUAAGAAGAAAAAGUAUAACUUUUAGUUUAGUCUUUCAAAUAUGUGUGUUCCUUUUAUUUAUGUCAAAACAAUAUACAAGUAAAAAGUAGCACAAGUACCUAUGGAUUUACAAUCUUUGAAUAUCUUCCUGUCCAUAUAAUUUGUAAUCUUUA